This is a messenger RNA of Eurytemora carolleeae, 672 nucleotides long. RefSeq lists its product as uncharacterized. Lineage: Eukaryota; Metazoa; Arthropoda; Copepoda; Calanoida; Temoridae. The transcript has 7 exons. The coding region runs from base 243 to 644 and encodes 133 amino acids. The record is from RefSeq and is a predicted model, not a curated record.
GUGAACAGAAUAAGGAGGAUCUUGUGGAAAUCUGUGGCAGAAUUGAUCUUGGGGUUGUAGAAAAGUCUCUGCAAAACUUGGAGAAUGUAGAUGACUGUUAUGAAGUUCAGGAGUUUGGGGCCAGUGCUCUAAGAAAAAAAACGAAGUCUUUUCGCUAUUUCUCCAAGAUCUUUGAACAAUACGUAGAUGUAUGUGGGAGUGAUGAUGAGGAGUCUCAAAACCCAUACAAAUGCAAAGAACUUAUGAACUAUUUCCUCUCUGAAUAUCUUGGACUCCUUCCGUUUUUCACACUGGCUGUAUUUGGAGAAGAUUCGCAGUUGAAUUAUCCUACAAGCACCCAAGUGGAGCUUUACUGGCGGUUCAUGAAACAAAAUGUUUUUUAUAAGCAGAAUGUCAAGGAUGUCAAGACAGCGGACUACUUUGGUAGAGUUCAGGCCUUUAACAGGAGCAAGAUUCGGGAACAAAUUUCAAAAGAGAAGCAGGAGAAGAAGAUGAAGAAGCAAAGGAAGCAAAGGAAGCAACAGAGAUACGAAGAUACAGAGGAGGAUGAAGUAGAGGAGGAGGAGGAGGCGUGGACCGCGAAGAAAAUUCCUGCUAAGAAGGUCAAGAGAAACUCGCAUCUUGGUGUGACGUUCAGAUUCUGAGACAGGAGAUGUAUUAUUUAUGAAUGGU